AUGGAAAGCAUCGGCCGCUUCUGUUCUCAGUACGUUCAAUUAGAAAAAGAUCUUGACUAUCCUCCACCUUCACUCCUGCAAGACGCAAAUAUUCAAGACACUAUAUACCGCCGCGUUUUUGCAGAUGACGCUCUUGCUUAUCCCCCUCCUCGGAGGUACCAGCUGCGAGUCCUUAAGGAGCUCACGUCGAGGAUCGAAGCGAGUAUCGAGGACUGGGAUCGUCACGGGGUUUCGGAUGACAUGAUGAAUACGCUCUCUUGUCUUCUAGCACACCCAUUACCCUCCGAAACCACCGCUGCUCAGCAGAAAUCAUAUGUGACGUAUAGUCUAUCUCUACUUGACAGUCGUGAUAAUGUUAUCCAAAUUCCACCUCAGAUCACACUGCUUGAGUCGCGCAAUCUCAUAUCUGCCUCGGGGACCACCGGCUUGCGUACUUGGGAAGCUUCCCUUCACUUGGGGCAAUUUCUCUGCGUAAACCCGUCGCUUAUUCGAGAGAAGCGAGUUUUAGAAUUGGGAUCAGGGACCGGAUAUCUAUCCGUACUGUGUGCCAGAUUUCUUGCUUCUACUUUAACUAUCGCCUCGGACGGCUCUGACGAGGUUGUGGCAAAUCUUCCCGAGAACUUCUUUCUAAACGGCCUCCAAGACUCAAAGCAAAUCCGGGCAAUGGAUAUUAAAUGGGGCCAUGCUCUUGUGGGGACAGAAGACCAAUACUGGAACGGCGGCAUGCCGAUUGAUGUGGUCCUUGGCGCGGAUAUAACUUAUGACAAGAGCGUCAUCCCGGCUCUCGUUGGAACAUUAGAAGAACUAACGGGAAUGUUUCCGCAUGUUAUAAUUCUCAUUGCCGCUACCGAAAGGAACCAAGACACUUUCAAAGCCUUCCUUGAUGUCUGCCAAAAGAGAUAUUUCAACGUCGAAGAAGUUGACUUCAGGCUUCCAUGCAGACAAGACCAGCGAGGUCCAUUUUACAGCGACCAAGUGCCUAUUAAGAUAUGCAGAAUACAAAAGCUAUCGACUUCUUGA
Daldinia childiae is the source of this 1020-nucleotide messenger RNA. RefSeq names its product Protein-lysine N-methyltransferase efm3. The coding region runs from base 1 to 1020 and encodes 339 amino acids. Lineage: Eukaryota; Fungi; Ascomycota; Sordariomycetes; Xylariales; Hypoxylaceae. The transcript is spliced from 3 exons. The record is from RefSeq and is a predicted model, not a curated record.